AUGCCAGCUACACAGCUUAAAUCUAGAUCACAUAGUCUUAAACAUGUGCGAUUACAUCACAAGAGUAAUGCAACAGAACGAGAGUCACUUGGGAUGAGUACGAAGUUUCAUGGCCUAAAAGCAAUAGCAAAGGAACGCAAUAUUACUUGUUCGAGACCCCGAUCUAGGGCCCAUUCGUACCAAGGGUUCCAAGACCCCAACCUGCCGCCAAUAUUAUUGGCUCAGAGUGAAAACAAGUUGGGCAAAACUACAAAAAUUGACACCCUCCUUUCAGAGAAUAUUCCAAUUAGGAGUCAAUCACUUGCAACCUCGAGUCUCCUUAGUCAAAUUAACCACAGACCAGUUAAAAGAUCCUCCUCGAAUUCGACCGACUGCAAACAUAUUGCUGUACAGCCAGGUAAAGAAGUAGUCUGUGAUGCUUACGUGGAGGAGCCAAUUAGAGCACAAAGGUUCUCCAUCCACUCUAGUCAAUCUCGUCCGUGCCCCAGCCUUCCAGCGAGUCAGUAUAUCUCUUAUAUUCCCAGGAGAACUAUGCCACAACGUCAAUCGACUUUUGAGGUGUAUUCUUCAUCUCCUUUGGGGCAAGAAAGACCAGCUCUCGGCAAAGAAAGAAGGUUGGGAUCACUCAUUGCAAACACUAAGGCUGAUAAGAAGGAAGAAAGGCUAUUUACCUCGGGAGAAUCAGAUCUUUCUCGCAUCCCACAUCUUAGUCUGUGUGACAUGGAUCAGCUUGUUCAACAGAUAACCGACAGUACUUUGAGCUACGACAGAGGAGAAAAAAUGAAAGAUGAGUUGGAUAAACAGCUAUUGGAUGAUAUGAUACAUGAAUACUCAGUACCAAAUCCUUCAGAGUUGCCGAGGUUUUCCAUAAGGCUCAAAAAGAAUAAGCGAGAUUCAAGCUCGAAGUCCAAAAGCCUAUGUUUUGAUAAUGAGCCUGCAACACGGCAAGCUGAAGAAAUUCAACAACAGAAAUCUGAAUGUCAACCUCAACUAUCCAAUCGCUGGAAUAAAAUGCGCAGGUCUCGAUCGGUGCAUAUCAGUGAAUAUCAACAUCAACUGCCACAGGAUGCGUCUCCUGAAAAACUUCCUGCCUCUUUGCAAUCGAGCCAACUGAGUCUAAACCAAAUCACUUUGAAGCAGCAAAUGCAAGUUGCUAAACAGAUGGAGGAAAAAGAGCAACAACCUUCAGCGUCACCACAGGAAAUGUCACAAAGUCACUUAUUACAGUCUCAGAAAUCCGAGCAAAAGUACCCGAUAAGGCGAGAAUGCUGGGUGCCUAAUACAUCCUCCCUACUAAGACUAGGCCCAUACAUGGAAAGAUUACCAGGAAUUAGCCCUAUCCAGGAGCCUGUUUCUCGAGCCAUCAGACAAUAUUGGGAUGACUUCGGCCCACAUGUCUUGAUUGAUAAUCAAGAUGACAAGAAUCAGCCCUCUUCAGUCUAUCAGAACAGGUCACCACGUUCGUGGCAGCAUGCUAGAGUAGAUCUACGGUCUCCAUCCUGUCGGCUUUCUGAGACAGGCUACUCAGUUUGCUUACCUUUCUACCAACAGGCCCUUGCAUGUAAAGAGGUUCUUUACAUUCCUGACACCUGCUACCUAGCUAACCAGUCAGAGAUGCCAAAUAACUUGGAUGCUAAAGAAGAGGCAAAACAUGUUUUGUUAGCCACACCCAACUGCAACUCGAACCAACAACGCCAUACGUAUUUAGUGUCUUGUCCUACUAAACCCCACCAGGAGACCAGUAAGCACAGUCGUCCUAUGUCUAGACUGCAUUUGAAAGAAGCCCUACCGAGCGUCGAAUCAGGCUAUAUAACACCUCAUCAUUAUCAUUGCCUUCCUGUGUAUCCAGACCAGUCAGAUUUGUAG
This is a messenger RNA of Protopolystoma xenopodis, 1866 nucleotides long. The record is from the annotation of a GenBank genome assembly. NCBI's taxonomy places the organism in Eukaryota, Metazoa, Platyhelminthes, Monogenea, Polystomatidea, Polystomatidae.